CCAAAACAUUCUCUUGAUAUAUUCUUCCCGCCAAAAUCCUUUUUCCCGCUCGUUAUUUUCCCUCCAUUUCCCUCAAUUCUCCUCCUGCAUCCACCGCUCGCAGUCCGCCGUUGCCGUUUGGGAAACAGUAAUUGUUUGGAAAUGGUCAGAGAAGAAGUUGAUAACAUGGUGGAAGACAUGGUAAUUGACGGAGUGGGAACAGAGCAAAAGCCAAGUAGUGAAUUUCCUGAAGGAUUCAACGCUAAUUACCUCAAGAUUUACUAUGGAAAACUUUUUCCAUUUGCUGACAUGCAUAAAUGGAUGUCAUACGGAAAUGAUGGAAAGCAUCCUGGUUGUGAUCAAUCUUACUUCGGGAGAAGAGAAUUUUCUUUCACUUUGGAUAAUGAUAUAUAUUUGCGGUUUCAGUCUUUCAACAAUGUUGCCGAACUAGAAAAUGCGAUCAAGGAGAAAUGCCCUUUCAAAAUUGAUAUUGGUCCAGUGUACAGUGUGGAUCCUGCAAAGAGACAUGCUUAUGCGCAGUCUGGUGAUAAUAUUUUCACCCCAGUGGAGAGAGAACUUAUAUUUGAUAUAGAUAUAUCAGAUUAUGAUGAUGUUAGAUUUUGCUGCUCUGGGGCUGAUGUUUGCUCAGAAUGCUGGCCCUUGAUGACAGUAGCUAUUAAAGUGAUUGAUACUGCACUUAGAGAUGACUUUGGAUUUAACCACAUUUUAUGGGUGUACAGUGGUCGUCGUGGUGUCCAUUGUUGGGUUUGUGAUGGUAAAGCAAGAAGGUUGAACAAUGAACAAAGGGCUGCAAUUACUGAAUAUUUACAUGUCCACAAGGGAAAUGAAAAUAGCCUUAAAAAGGUUACUUUGGCGGGUCGCUCACUCCAUCCGUUCCUAGGGAGAUCAUAUGCUGAAGUGUUGAAAGAUUUCUUCGAGGAAAAGUAUAUUUUGAGUCAAAAUUUAUUUUCAGAUGAGGAAAGAUAUGAGAAGAUACUGGAAAUGAUUCCAGAUGAAUCCAUUUCUUCUGAGCUCCGGGGAAAAUGGCUGGAUAACAAACGAUCACGUGACGAUAUCAAUGUUGUUCGAUGGGGUCAGCUUAAGCAUCUGUUGCAAUCAGGGAAACAGAAGGUGCAAGGCAUUCACAGGAGUGUUGAAGAGAUUGUGUUCUCUUUCACCUAUCCGAGACUUGAUUUGGAGGUUUCCAAACACAUGAACCAUUUGUUGAAGGCACCAUUCUGCGUACACCCCAAAACUGGCCGUGUUUGUGUUCCCAUUGAUCCAAAGCACUGUGAAGAGUUUGAUCCUUCUGCUGUCCCAACUCUUUCCAAGCUUUUGAAAGAAUUAAACAUGGGAGCUUUAGGAACUGGGGGUGAAGAAGAACUGGAAAAUACCUUGCUUGGCAAAUCAAUCAGAUAUUUUAGAUCCUCUUUUUUGCAGCCUCUACUAAAAUCUUGCAAGGAAGAGAUUGAAAGCUCUUAUGCUGCUAAAAUUCAGCAGUCAAAGAACUCCCUAAGCUGGUAGGACGCUAUACUCGACUCCCAACAAUGCUUCUUACUGAAGGUUCUAUACAAGUUUCCAUUACUUUCCAUAUAAAGCAUUUGAAGAUAGUUGAGGUUAUCUUCGUCUCCGAGUAUGAGACGGCAACUGCAGUUGGAGAACGAUCGCACUCGUUGCUUGAUGUAAAUGUGCUCUUCAUGUCAUCACUAAUGUAUCAGCGCUGAAAAAUAUUCUAAGUCGUGUUUCUUGGUCUCCUAUCUCUUUCUUGGAUUUACGUAGUUGAAUUCAUCCAUUAAUGUAUCAUCUUUAUCUA
This is a messenger RNA of Sesamum indicum (sesame), 1792 nucleotides long. RefSeq names its product DNA primase POLA3 (gene POLA3). The record is from RefSeq and is a predicted model, not a curated record. NCBI's taxonomy places the organism in Eukaryota, Viridiplantae, Streptophyta, Magnoliopsida, Lamiales, Pedaliaceae. Gene Ontology annotation, biological process: DNA replication, synthesis of primer.